GUAUCAUUGCUAUACUGGCCAUGACAUUUCUGUUAAAAAAAAAAGACAAACAACAACAACCAAACUAGACCCCAAGAAAGGUGUGCCACAGAUGAAACCUCUGUCUGAAUUGCACUUGGAUGUCUGCAGUAAAUUAACUCCAGCAAAGAGUGUAUAAAACAGUCUACCUGGGGUCAACCCUCUAAUAGGCGGGCCUUAGUUAGCCGUGACACAAAACGCGACCUCUCCAGCUCCCAGGCGGCCUUUGCGGGUCUGAAACUGGCCGCUGCGCACGGGGCGGAGUCGAGGCCGCGAGCGCGCCCCCUCCUGCGGCAGGACGCGCUCGGGGACCGAGUCUCUGUACAGUCAGGGCUUCUGCUGGGCAGGGUCGGCUGUUAAUCCUCAAGGUGGAUACCGGGGCGGUGGGGAGAUGGGGCAUAUGGGUGGUGUCCGUCGGUGAGAAACACCUAGCGCAGAAAAAGGGUGGCGGCCAGAGGGAGUUCCCACCUGUUGGCGUUCUUCCAGAAAUGAAGACUUGAGAAAAUACCAAGGAGGGGCCGAUCGGUGUCCUUCGGACGCGCCUGGAACCCCACCCUCGGUCAGAGGAAAAGACCCUGGGGUGAGACGCAGGAGCUUCAGAAAAACCGAGAAGAAAAGCAGCUCCCUCCGCGCGCCACCGCCUCUGCCUCGCACUCCUGCGCGGCCGGCCCAGCCUGCGCCUAGCCCGCGGCCCUUCGCCCGGCUGCGCCUUCCCACCCCGGCCUUCCGGGUGCCUCGGCCGGCGACCUGCCUCCGAGUCCUCCCAUGGCGGCAGCGCGACCCACAGGCUCCGCGAGCGGAGCCCUUUGCCGGCAACUCCUGCUGACCCUCGCGAUCUUAACAUUUGCCUGUGAUGCCUGCAAAACAGUGACACUACAUGUUCCCUCCAAACUAGAUGCUGAAAAAUUUAUUGGUAGAGUUAACCUGAAGGAGUGCUUUAAAUCUGCAAAUCUAAUUCAUUCAAGUGAUCCUGAUUUCCAAAUUUUAGAAGAUGGUUCAGUCUAUACAACAAAUGCCAUUCUUUUGUCCUCAGCGAAGAGAUCUUUUACCCUAUUACUUUCCAACACAGAGACCCAAGAAGAGAAGAAAAUACUUGUCCUUUUAGAGCAACAAACAAAGGUACUGAGGAAAAGGCGUUCUCAAGAAAAAGUUCUAAUACGUGCCAAGAGAAGAUGGGCUCCUAUUCCUUGUUCAGUGCCUGAGAAUUCCUUGGGUCCUUUCCCACUUUUUCUUCAACAGGUUCAAUCUGAUACAGCACAAAACUACACUAUUUACUAUUCCAUAAGUGGGCCUGGAGUUGACAAAGAACCUCUAAAUUUAUUUUAUGUAGAGAGAGAUACUGGAAACCUGUUUUGUACUCGUCCUGUAGAUCGUGAAAAGUAUCCAUCUUUUGAGCUAGUUGCCUUUGCAACAACUCAGGAUGGAUAUACUCCAGAAUAUCCACUGACCCUACUAAUCAGAAUCGAGGAUGAGAAUGAUAACUUCCCAAUUUUUACAGAAACAACUUACAUUUUUAAUGUUUCUGAAAAUUGCAGAGUUGGUACUACCGUGGGACAGGUUUGUGCAACUGACAAAGAUGAGCCUGACACACUGCACACGCGUCUAAGGUACUCCAUCAUCGAGCAGUUUCCAGCAUCACCCACCCUCUUUUCUAUGCAUCCAACUACAGGUGUGAUCACCACAUCAUCAUCUCAGCUAGACAGAGAGCUAAUUGACAAAUACCAAUUGAAAAUAAAAGUACAAGACAUGGAUGGUCAAUAUUUUGGUUUGCAGACAACUGCAACUUGCAUCAUUAAUAUUGAAGAUGUGAAUGACAACUUGCCAACAUUCACCCGUUCUUCUUAUGAGACAUCAGUGGAGGAAAAUAGAAUUGAUGUGGAAAUCUUACGUGUUGCCGUUGAAGAUAAGGAUUUAAUUAAUACUGCUAAUUGGAGAGCUAAUUAUACCAUUUUAAAGGGCAAUGAAAAUGGAAAUUUUAAAAUUGUAACAGAUCCCAAAACCAAUGAAGGAGUUCUGUGUGUGGUUAAGCCACUGAAUUAUGAAGAAAAAAAAGAGGUGACCCUGCAAAUCUGUGUAGUUAAUGAAGCUCCACAUUCUGGUAGUUCAGGAUCAACCGGGAACAUGGCAACAGUCACUGUUAAUGUACAAAAUCAGGAUGAAGGCCCUGAGUGUAGCCCUGCAGUGCAAAUUGUUCGUAUUAAAGAAAACGUACCAGUGAGCACAAAGGGCAGUGGCUAUAAAGCAUAUGACCCGGAAACAAAUAGUAGCAGUGGCAUAAGGUAUAAGAAAUUAAGUGAUCCAAAAGGAUGGGUCACUGUUGAUGAAAACUCAGGAUCAGUCACAACUUUCAGAAGCCUCGAUAGAGAGGCAGAGACCAUCAGACAUGGUAUAUAUAAUAUUACAAUCCUAGCCUCAGACGAAGAUGGGAGAACGUGUACUGGGACACUAGGGAUUAUACUUGAAGACAUGAAUGAUAACGGCCCAUUCAUACCUCAGCGGACAGUGAUAAUCUGUAAACCUGUCAUGUCAUCGGCGGAGAUUGUGGCCAUAGAUCCCGAUGAACCCAUACACGGCCCACCCUUUGACUUCAGUUUGGACGGUGUUUCUGAUUCAGAAGUACUUAGAAUGUGGAGACUGACAAAAAUUAACGAUACAGCAGCACGUCUUUCCUAUCUGAAUGACCCCCAGUUUGGACGAUAUACGGUACCUGUCAGAGUUACAGAUAGGCUUGGCCAAUCACUUGUCACUCAAUUAAACGUGAUAUUAUGUGACUGUGUUACCCAAAGUGACUGCAACACUGGCUUAGCUCUGAAGACUGACAACAGAGGACUGAUACUUGGAAAGUGGGCCAUCCUUGCAAUAUUGUUGGGCAUUGCAUUGCUAUUUUGUGUCCUAUUUACCUUAGUCUGUGGGGCUACUGGGGUAGCCAAAAAGCCAAAAGUAUUUCCUGAUGAUUUAGCCCAGCAGAACCUCAUUGUGUCAAACACUGAAGCUCCCGGCGAUGACAAAGUGUAUUCCACCAAUGGCUUCACAACCCAUACUGCAGGAGACUCCCCUCAGGGAAUUUGCAGCCCCCUGGGAUCCGGAGUGAAAAACGGAGGGCAGGAGACCAUUGAAAUGGUGAAAGGAGGGCAGACCAUUGAGUCCUGCCAGGAGGCUGGGCAUCAUCACACCCUGGCAGUGUGUAAGGGAGGUGGACAGCACACCCUGGAUUCCUGCAGAGGAGGACAAGUAGAGGCGGACAACUGCAGAUACACGUACUCCGAGUGGUACACCUACACUCAGCCCCGCCUUGGUGAAAAGGUCCAGCAGUGUAAUCAGGAUAACAGUCAUAUGCAUGCUCAAGACUACGUCCGGACGUAUAACUAUGAAGGAAGAGGAUCGGCGGCUGGUUCUGUGGGUUGUUGCAGUGAACGACAAGAAGAAGAUGGGCUUGAAUUUUUGGAUCAUUUGGAACCCAAAUUUAGGACACUAGCAGAAACAUGCAUGAAGAGAUGAGUGCGUUCCAUUUAGUCUACAAAUGCCAGUGGCUUUCUCUCUUUUAAAUUAUUAUUACAAGCCAGGAUUUUUUUAAAAUAGAAGAUGCUGUUUU
Messenger RNA from Physeter macrocephalus (sperm whale), 3610 nucleotides. RefSeq names its product desmocollin-2. NCBI's taxonomy places the organism in Eukaryota, Metazoa, Chordata, Mammalia, Artiodactyla, Physeteridae. The record is from RefSeq and is a predicted model, not a curated record. The transcript is spliced from 16 exons. Gene Ontology annotation, molecular function: cadherin binding; calcium ion binding. Gene Ontology annotation, cellular component: adherens junction; desmosome; catenin complex. Bases 784 to 3516 code for a protein of 910 amino acids. Gene Ontology annotation, biological process: adherens junction organization; homophilic cell-cell adhesion; cell-cell adhesion mediated by cadherin.